Molecule: messenger RNA, 1481 nt
Organism: Dama dama (fallow deer)
Lineage: Eukaryota; Metazoa; Chordata; Mammalia; Artiodactyla; Cervidae
Gene: DNMT3L
Product: DNA methyltransferase 3 like
Exons: 11
Coding region: 1-1209 (402 amino acids)
Biological process (GO): negative regulation of transcription by RNA polymerase II
Cellular component (GO): nucleus
Molecular function (GO): DNA binding; DNA (cytosine-5-)-methyltransferase activity, acting on CpG substrates; enzyme activator activity
Source: RefSeq, a predicted model, not a curated record
AUGGCCCUCUCCCCCCGGGGGACCCUGAACCUGGAGACCCUGGAUGGCUCGGACCCUGACUCAGCCUUGCUGCUGGAUGGGGAGCAAUGGCCCCCGCCCUGUGAAAUCCUCCUAGACCCAGAGGCGGAGCACAGUCCGGACAUCAUUCUAGUGGGUUCCAGCGAACUGUCAUCCCCACCAUCACCCGGGCCCCGCAGAGAUGUGUGUAUCUGCUGUGGAAGUCUCCAGGUGCACACACAGCACCCUCUGUUUGAAGGGGGGAUGUGUGCUCCCUGCAAGGACAAGUUCCUGGAGUGCCUCUUCCUGUAUGAUGAUGACGGGUACCAGUCCUACUGCUCCAUCUGCUGCGCUGGGGAGACGCUACUCAUCUGCGAGAAUCCCGACUGCACCCGAUGCUACUGUUUCGAGUGCGUUGACACCCUGGUUGGCCCCGGGACCUCGGAGAAGGUUCACGCCAUGAGCAACUGGGUCUGCUUCCUUUGCUUGCCCUUCCCCCGGAGCGGGCUGCUGCAGAGGAGGAGGAAGUGGCGGUCGGGGCUGAAGGCCUUCUAUGACCGGGAGGCGGAGAGUCCCCUUGAGAUGUACAAAACUGUGCCUGUGUGGAAGAGAGAGCCCAUCCGGGUGCUGUCCCUUUUUGGGAACAUCAAGAAAGAGCUGACGAGUCUGGGCUUUUUGGAAGAUGGUUCUAAGCGGGGAAGAUUGAAACAUUUGGAUGACGUCACCAACGUAGUGAGGAGGGAUGUAGACGAGUGGGGCCCCUUCGACCUCACCUAUGGUUCCACGCCUGCCCUGGGCCACACCUGCGACCAUCCCCCCGGGUGGUACGUGUACCAGUUCCACCGCAUCCUGCAGUACGCGAGGCCCCCGCCUGGCAGCCCCCAGCCCUUCUUCUGGAUGUUCGUGGACAACCUGGUGCUGACGGAGGAGGACCUGGAUGUGGCCACUCGCUUCCUGGAGACUGACCCGGUGACCAUCCAGGAUGUCCAUGGCAGGACUGUCCAGAACGCCGUGCACGUGUGGAGCAACAUCCCUGCUGUGAAGAGCAGGCACUCGGCUCUGGUGUCCCAAGAGGAACUCUUCCUACUGGCUCAGGACAGGCAGCGAAUGAAGCCCCCUGCCCAGAGCCCAGCCACCCUGGUGAAGAAUUGCUUUCUCCCCCUGAGAGAGUAUUUCAAAUAUUUUUCAACAGGACUCACUUCCUCUUUAUAAAUGAGUCAUUAUACCGUGAAAAAAAAAAAAAAAGACUUUUCCUAGAACAAAGGCAACUUUCCUUACGUUGUCUCUAUUUUCCUUUUCAAAUUAUUAUUUUAUUUGCUUAACUUUGGGUUUCCCAUGGUUGCUAAAGACCGACCAUCACCCUUUGGAUCUGGUGGUCCUGCCCACACUGUGACCUUUGGUGGGAGGAGGUGAAGCCCAGGGCCUCACGGUGGACAAGACCCAGGCGUUGUCAUGCACCAUGUGCUGCUGGAAGCAUUUCUGUU